AUGUUGUGGAAUGCACAACGAACUACUUUUGUACAUCGAGCUAUGUCUGUACUUAACACCAUGCACACUCAGUUACCAACACAGCAUGUGCUAAGAGCGAAAUGGAUGUAUUUGAUUGGACGAUCCUUAAGGCUGUGCAGCGAGGGGGUUCAUCCUGAUGAUCCAAAGUAUCAAUGGGAUGUGGAAGCUCUUCUUCCGGAACAAAUGUUGCGGGAUGUUGGGAUAAAAAGCAGCACAGGGUUCAUGUCAGCAAGCAUGGAAGGAAAGGAAAAGACCGUCAAACCAGUGAACGAACACCAAGAAGGAAGAGACCGACAACCUGUUGAUCGAACACCAGAUGAUAGAGAUCGGCAACCAGGUGAUCGAACACCAGAAGGAAGAGACCGGGAACCAGGUGAUCGAACACCAGAUGAAAGAAAUCGGCAACCAGGUGAUCCAACGCCAGAAGGAAGAGACCGACAACCAGGUGAUCGAACACCAGUAGGAAGAGACCGACAACCAGGUGAUCGAACACCAGAAGGAAGAGACCGACAAAAAGGUGAUCGAACGCCAGAAGGAAGAGACCGACAACCAGGUGAUCGAACGCCAGAUGAAAGAGAUCGGCAACCAGGUGAUCGAACACCAGUAGGAAGAGUCCGACAACCAGGUGAUCGAACGCCAGAAGUAAGAGACCGACAACCAGGUGAUCGAACACCAGAAGGAAGCGACCGACAACCAGGUGAUCGAACACCAGAUGAUAGAGAUCGGCAACCAGGUGAUCGAACAUCAGAAGGAAGAGACCGACAACCUGGUGAUCGAACACCAGAUGAAAGAAAUCGGCAACCAGGUGAUCGAACGCCAGAAGGAAGAGAUCGGCAACCUGGUGAUCGAACACCAGAAGGAAGAGACCGACAACCUGGUGAUCGAACCCCAGAAGGAAGAGAUCGGCAACCUGGUGAUCGAACACCAGAGGAUAGAGACCGGCAACCAGGUGAUCGAACAUUAGAUGAUAGAGAUCGGCAACCAGGUGAUCGAACACCAGAAGGAAGAGACCGACAACCAGGUGAUCGAACGCCAGAAGGAAGAGACCGACAACCAGGUGAUCGAACGCCAGAUGAAAGAGAUCGGCAACCAGGUGAUCGAACACCAGUAGGAAGAGUCCGACAACCAGGUGAUCGAACGCCAGAAGUAAGAGACCGACAACCAGGUGAUCGAACACCAGAAGGAAGCGACCGACAACCUGGUGAUCGAACGCCAGAAGGAAGAGAUCGGCAACCAGAUGAUCGAACGUCAGAAGGAAGAGACCGACAACCUGGUGAUCGAACGCCAGAAGGAAGAGAUCGACAACCAGGUGAUCGAACACCAGAUGAAAGACAUCGGCAACCUGGUGAUCGAACACCAGAAGGAAGAGGCCGACAACCUGGUGAUCGAACCCCAGAAGGAAGAGAUCGGCAACCUGGUGACCGAACACCAGAUGAUAGAGAUCGGCAACCAGGUGAUCGAACACCAGAAGGAAGAGACCGGGAACCUGGUGAACUAACACCAGAAGGAAGAGACCGACAACCAGGUGAUCGAAAGCCAGAAGAAAGAGACCGACAACCUGGUGAUCGUUCACCAGAUGAAAGAAAUCGGCAACCUGGUGAUCGAACACCAGAAGGAAGAGACCGACUACCUGGUGAUCGAACACCAGAAGGAAGAGAUCGGCAACCUGGUGAUCGAACACCAGAAGAAGUACCGAGGCAACCAGGUGUUCGGGUCCCUGGAUCCGCGGACAACUCAGAUGUUUAUUUUCCAGAUCCAUCUUGCCUCUCUGGGAAGACGGAACUUGUAUUUUUGCUAGACACCUGUGACCAGGUGACCGAAAGCGACUUAUCCUACCUCCGUGAUUGGCUGAACGUUUUAGUGACCUCAUAUGACCUUGCAAUACAAAGUUUUCCUGCCAGAGGAGAAGAGGGCGACGAAGAGAAAACUCAGCUUGGUAUUGUCCAGUACGGUGACGAACCCAGCGUACUGCUACACCUUGGACCUCAUUCUUCGUUGUAUUUUGUAUCAGCAACAAUUGAUGCAAUUAAACCAACCAAUGGAGCCGCGAACCUUGCCAGGGCAUUGAGAUUUGUGCAACACUCGAUUUUUAACUCGACUUCUGCUGUGCGAGAAAAUGCGCGGAAGAUUGUGGUGGUAAUUUCAAAAGCAAACCAGGCUGGUGAUGUUGUUAAUGCAGCAACACGACUGAAAGAAUCGGGGGUCGCGUUAUUUAUGGUAAGCGCUGCACUUGACGACUCUGGUGUGUUCCGUGAGUCGGUUACGUCACAGCCCAGCAAAAAGUUCGGAUUUUCACUAAACGGUUACGAGCAGCUGGCUUCUAUCCGAAAUAAGAUUAAGUGGAAGAUUUGUAAACAAACCGACGGCAAGAGAAAGAAGUCGGGCACUCGGUCAAAACCAAAUGCGAAGUGCGAGUGCAAAGCUGGACCACCUGGCCAAAGAGGAUUACGGGGAGGCAAGGGCGACAGAGGUGAAAAGGGAAAUAUGGGUAAAACAGGCGCACGCGGUAAGCAAGGAAACCCGGGCAAAAAGGGGCUUGUCGGUUUGCCCGGCCCGCCUGGACCAAGAGGACCACCAGGAAGAGGUGAUAUUGGCGGAUUUGUGACGAGUGGCGUUCCAACGACCGAAGAGACCGCUGCAGUUGCGAAAAGGUUGCGGGCAUCGGAAAGAGACGUGUUGAAAGAAAUAAAACGGGGUUACAAAGGUGUACGCGGCGAACAAGGCAUGCCCGGACAUACUGGGCCCAUCGGGCCUCAGGGAUUGCAGGGUAUACCGGGCACACAAGGUCGACGAGGCUUUCCUGGACCAGAAGGACCUGUUGGACCUCAAGGGCCAGCUGGACCUGCUGGAAAUAUGGGGCUACGAGGGAAAAUUGGCCCAAUGGGUCCUCCUGGCCCUAAAGGCGAAUCUGGUGGGGGAUCUGGGGUGUCGAGAGAAGAUAUUGCUGAGAUUGCCGGCACCGUUUGCAAAGCGUUAAUUACUGAGCAUGAGCGAACGCAGCGGCAUGGAUCGUACGAACGAUCAGGACGACUCUCCCAAUCUCAACUUCGAUCACUGCGCGGACCACCGGGUCCUCCGGGAUCGAGAGGAUAUCCUGGACCUCCUGGUCCACAAGGUUACGAGGGGUCAGUUGGCCCUCGUGGUUACCUUGGAUUAGCCGGACCAAAGGGAUCUAGAGGCGAAAAAGGAUUCAUCGGCGACAAAGGUGAAAGAGGACCUUCCGGUAUUGGAAUUCAAGGUCCAGCUGGCAUUCCUGGUGCACCAGGUCCUCAAGGUAGAACUAAAAUUGGGAAGCCAGGUCCAGCAGGAAGUCCUGGGCAGCGAGGACCAAGAGGAGCAAGAGGUUACAAAGGUGCACAAGGUGGCGCAGGAGCACCUGGAAAGUGUAGCAACAGACAGUGUUCUACUUUCUUGCGUCAGCGAAGAUCCGCGGAUAUUAACAAUGUUGUGGAAAAUGUUCACGCUCGUGUUAACUUACGGAGUGAAGGGUCGGACGUCACGGAUUCAUGGUGGCCGUGGCAUUGAAUGACUGCAUAAAAUGUGACUUCUGUGUAAUACUUUUCGAAAAGAACAUGCGUUAUACGCGAAUCAGCUGUAUGUUUUGACUAAAAUUACAUUUUAUAGCUCAAACUUAUUCAUUUGCAUGUGAGGCCGGCAUUGCUAACUUUCGUAGGCCAAAUUGCUUUCCUUUUUCAAUCAGUAGCAUUAUUCUUCAGCAUAUUUCCUUUUUUAAACGUUUAGUUCCAAUGCAGUGUCGUGUACAUGCAACUACCCAGUGUUCCAGUGAUCAAUGAGUUUCAAAUCAUGUGGUUGUACCAAAUAUACCGUGUUCUAGAAAAUUUGCUUUUAUAAUCUAAAAAGUGUAUUUCUUCCGAAAAAUAAAUUAAGCGUCGAAUCAAAAA
Molecule: messenger RNA, 3923 nt
Organism: Ciona intestinalis (vase tunicate)
Lineage: Eukaryota; Metazoa; Chordata; Ascidiacea; Phlebobranchia; Cionidae
Source: RefSeq, a predicted model, not a curated record